This is a messenger RNA of Caenorhabditis remanei, 474 nucleotides long. RefSeq lists its product as uncharacterized. The transcript has 4 exons. The record is from RefSeq and is a predicted model, not a curated record. The coding region runs from base 1 to 474 and encodes 157 amino acids. NCBI's taxonomy places the organism in Eukaryota, Metazoa, Nematoda, Chromadorea, Rhabditida, Rhabditidae.
AUGGACACGAUAAGUGAUCGACAUCACCGAUGUCUCUUCGGAUGGGUCCAUGUUUCAAUAACAAUCCGCCUAAUCCUCGCCUAUUUCGUCCUUUUCAACGUGGGACUGGGCCUUUUGGGCCUUCCGUGGUUCAGUAUCUACAUCGGUCUGAGCGGUCUUUGUCUAUGUUUCUUCACGUGUUUUCAUGUUUACAAAAAGAAUGAUAGGAUGAUGUUUCCCUUCUAUCUCUAUGUGCUCUUCACAAUAUUCUAUUUGCUGUUUCUUGGAGGAUACUUCUUUUUUGUCAAUAUAUUUCACAAGGAAAUGGUUAAAGAAGCCCUUGGCGACCAUUCCGACUCGAUUUCAUUCAUUUGGCACUUUGCAGAUAUUGUUUUAAUAAUGACUCAUGCUUGGGUACUCAGUGUUACCUCGAAAUGUCGAAAGUACUUCCGAUGGGUUGCAGAAGGAGGUCAGAAAGGUGAGCAAAUGUUGUGA